Zingiber officinale is the source of this 1882-nucleotide messenger RNA. RefSeq names its product transcription factor CSA-like. The transcript has 3 exons. Gene Ontology annotation, cellular component: nucleus. The coding region runs from base 585 to 1625 and encodes 346 amino acids. Gene Ontology annotation, molecular function: DNA-binding transcription factor activity, RNA polymerase II-specific; RNA polymerase II cis-regulatory region sequence-specific DNA binding. Lineage: Eukaryota; Viridiplantae; Streptophyta; Magnoliopsida; Zingiberales; Zingiberaceae. Gene Ontology annotation, biological process: regulation of DNA-templated transcription. The record is from RefSeq and is a predicted model, not a curated record.
GGCAGCAGUAGUUCCUCCAUUUAUGGGCAGAUUUGUUUGUUUUCCUUUGCUUUCAGCCAAUAUUUUUGUUUGGUGUUUAUCUGAAUCGACUGUGUUUUUUGGGGCAUUGGCAAGAAUUGUGUGUGCCUGCUAAUGGACAAGGGAGUUCUGGUGGUUUUGCCCAGGCCGAGAGAGACAGGGUGCAGCUCCAAUAUAAAGGAGAAUGGCGAGAAGACUCAGACUUCCCACCCACACGAGUGGCUCCCUUUUGAACCCUGUGGUUGCGUCCCCCAAUGCCCACACCCCCCACAGUGUUAUCAGUCUCAGAAUAAGGGAAGCAUGGAGACAGCUCACAGGUGUGUGUGUGUUAUAGAGAGAGAGAGAGAGAGAGAGAGAGAGAGGACGCUCGGUUUCCUUCUAUCAAUGCUAAUGCUGUCUCCCCCCACUUCACCCUUUGAUUUCCUCCAUCUUCAUGUUGUGUAGGUCUCGUUCCUCAAACAUCCUGAGAAAGCAAUAACAACAGUGCUUCAUUAAAUUCUUUUCUUUUCUUUGUUUGUUUGUAUUUUUUUUCUUCUUCUUCUUCUGGUCCUUUUUGAAGAAGUAAAAUGGCUUCGGAUGAGAUGAAACCUGCUGGUGACAUUGGGCUGUUUGCUGGAGGACCACUUCUGCCUUCAUUCGUUGGAUCUUCUGCUUCUUCUCCUCCUUCUAGUUCUAGGGAGAAGGGCUUGGCUAGCAGUGGUGAACAAGCUUGGGGAUUGCAGUGUUUUGCAGAGGGAAAGGAGUACCAUGAGAAGGGCGAGAAGAGCAGCAACCAAGGCGAGGAAGCUGAUCAAGCUGGCGACGAUAGUUUCAAUCUCGAGAGCGUGCAACAGCAGCAGAAGCUCUGUGUCAGGGGUCACUGGAGACCAGCCGAGGAUGCCAAGCUCAAGGAGCUUGUCUCUCAGUAUGGCCCUCAGAAUUGGAAUCUGAUUGCUGAGAAGCUGGAAGGAAGAUCAGGGAAGAGCUGCAGGCUGAGGUGGUUCAACCAGUUGGACCCAAGGAUCAACAGAAGUGCCUUCACUGAGGAGGAAGAAGAUAGACUUUUGGCUGCUCACAGGCUUUAUGGCAACAAAUGGGCACUGAUUGCCAGGCUCUUCCCCGGGAGGACAGAUAAUGCAGUGAAGAAUCAUUGGCAUGUGAUCAUGGCAAGGAAGCACAGAGAGCAAUCUGCCUAUAGGAGGAGGAAGCCCACCGCUAUUUCUUCCUUAGACUCUCCUCCACUUCCACCUCACACCCUUGUUUCCAGAAGGAUGGAGCUGAACAUACCCAUCAAUGCUUGCAGUGGUGACUCCUCCACCAUCACCAGCAUCAGAAACGAGUCCGCCUCCACCUGCACUGACCUCUCCCUCAAUUCCUCCUUCGCCAGGACUUUUCCUACCUUCUGCAGUCCUCUCCAAACCCAAUCCUUCCCUCCCUGUGAUAUCUUCAGUGGAUUGAAUGUCUCUGGAGUCGCCCCCAUGGAGAUAGAACCUGCGAUCGAUCAUCCUAAUUACUCGACUGCCGAGGCUUCUGCAAGGAGCAACGCUUGGCCACAAGGGGAAGCAGAUCAUGGAAGAGAGAAGAUCAGGAUAGCCUUCAUUGAUUUCCUUGGUGUUGGUGCAACAUAGGAGAUAAGGGAGUAGGCAAAGGAAGUGACCAGAGCAGGGCAAAGCAAAGCAAAAGUGAGGAGUAAAAGAUACACAUUUGGAGUCGAGUGUGAAAGAGAAGGGAAAUUUUGUAGCAGCAGCAAACCUAUACUUUGCUGCUUGGAUCUUUAAUUAAUUUAUGUAUGAACUUUCCCCUUCCUUCAUUCCUAGUAAGCCUCUACGUUCCAUAUAUAAGCCAAGGCACAUGCAAACUUUUGAUUGAUCUCUUCUACUAUUUG